AUGUUGAAUCUGCGACCAGGCUGGCGGUCAAAAGAACAAGUCUUUGCAGUGCGACUACGAGGCGUGCAUUCGAGACAGGGAAGGGAAGGGCGGAAGGCGGAGGGCGGAGGCGCUAGACAACAACACGUCGAACUGGAUGCUGGUACGUAUGUAGUAGGUACAUGCCCACGUCCAUCCAUCCACCCACACACGCCUACAUACAUAUGUACACACAUACACCUGUACCCGCCAUGUUCCUGGGCGACGCCAGCGCCAGUGACGCACAGGGCUCACCGUUCGAAACAACUGACCAGCACCAGCGAGGCCCACGCCAAUGCAAGAGGCACAAGCACAAGCACGAGCAUGACGGACGAGCAAUGGAGACGAGAGCGCCAGCCAGCCAGCCAGCCAGCCGAUCCAGUCCAAGUGUGCGAGGGAAAGGAUAAUUAUUAA
This is a messenger RNA of Bipolaris victoriae FI3, 432 nucleotides long. RefSeq lists its product as hypothetical. The record is from RefSeq and is a predicted model, not a curated record. Bases 1 to 432 code for a protein of 143 amino acids. NCBI's taxonomy places the organism in Eukaryota, Fungi, Ascomycota, Dothideomycetes, Pleosporales, Pleosporaceae. The transcript is spliced from 2 exons.